Halichondria panicea is the source of this 1019-nucleotide messenger RNA. Its product is annotated as N(G),N(G)-dimethylarginine dimethylaminohydrolase 1-like. NCBI's taxonomy places the organism in Eukaryota, Metazoa, Porifera, Demospongiae, Suberitida, Halichondriidae. Bases 120 to 956 code for a protein of 278 amino acids. Gene Ontology annotation, biological process: arginine metabolic process; positive regulation of nitric oxide biosynthetic process. The transcript has 4 exons. The record is from RefSeq and is a predicted model, not a curated record. Gene Ontology annotation, molecular function: amino acid binding; dimethylargininase activity.
UUGCGGGCUACAACCACUGACGAUCUCCCUUUGAGUCAAUUAGUAAAACGUGCAACGGCUGGAUCCCUCCAACUUCUAGUUCUAGGGAAAGAGAAAGCUCGCCACAGUACAGGAUCAAGAUGAUCAAGUUUAUGGCUGCAAAUGUUUUCAAGUAUACCAAAGCCAUUGUGAGUGGUAUUCCCAACUCCCUGGCAGCUACAGCUGUGAGGAUGGACGGGAGUGAUGAGCCUGUGAAUCUGGAGAAAGCUAGGCAGCAACACAAAAACUACGUUCAGGUGCUGACUGAGUUGGUGGGGGAGAUCCACAUUAUACCAGCGGAUGAGCAGUUUCCUGACUGUGUGUUUGUGGAGGAUCCUGUGGUUGUGUGUGGGGACACUGCACUCGUCACUAGUCCUGGCCACAAGAGUCGUGGUGGUGAGACAGUUGCUAUGAAAGAGGCUGUGACGAAACUGGGUCUGAAUGUGGUGGAGAUGACAGAGCCUGGCAGAAUGGACGGAGGGGAUGUCUUGUUCACUGGGAGAGAGUUCUUUGUGGGCCAGUCAGCCAGGACUAAUGAGGAAGGACUGAAACAGCUUGCAGCCGCCUUCCCCUCGUACCCUGUGACUGGAGUCAAGGUGAUAGACAGCUGCCUUCACUUGAAAUCAAUGAUGUCCAUGGUUGUCCCUGACAACAUUUCCAUAGGAGGGACUUCACAGGCUGCAGCCGUUGCUAAGGAAAUCAUGGAGCGAGACGGCCACUUUAAGUACAACUUUCUUUCAGUGCCUGAUGAUUUUGGAGCUAACUGCCUGUUUGUGAAUGGCACUGUAGUCUAUGUCUCCAAGGAGCCUUACCCGAAAUCGUUUGAAGUCUUUGAGAAGUUGUCGUUACCUGGAUUUUCUGAGAAGAUUGCGGUGAACAUUUCUGAACUGCAUAAAGUAGACGGUUGUCUUACUUGCUGCUCAGUGCUUAUAAAUUGAUUUUUGUGUGCUGUUUAGAAAUUGACUUUAUACUGGUAUAAUAUUUAUUAUAUAUACACAUGC